Erigeron canadensis is the source of this 1131-nucleotide messenger RNA. RefSeq names its product probable adenylate kinase 6, chloroplastic. Gene Ontology annotation, cellular component: cytoplasm; mitochondrion. Bases 79 to 897 code for a protein of 272 amino acids. Gene Ontology annotation, molecular function: ATP binding; AMP kinase activity. Gene Ontology annotation, biological process: nucleobase-containing compound metabolic process. NCBI's taxonomy places the organism in Eukaryota, Viridiplantae, Streptophyta, Magnoliopsida, Asterales, Asteraceae. The transcript has 4 exons. The record is from RefSeq and is a predicted model, not a curated record.
AUCUUCUUUAUUACAUUCUCACUUUCACACACACAAACACAAACCUAUACAUACAUACAUUUAUAUAUCUAUACAUAAAUGGCAGUUCUUAACCGUCUAGUCAGAACCACAAGGUUCAACACAAUUCGCGCCUUUUCCUCCUCUGUUAAACCUCCAUCGCCGGCGAUCAAUAAGACCGGUGACGGCAGUCGGAACGUGCAGUGGGUGUUUCUCGGCUGUCCCGGCGUCGGAAAAGGUACAUACGCCAGCCGUCUCUCUAAACUUAUCGGCGUUCCUCAUAUCGCCACCGGUGAUCUCGUUCGCGAUGAACUUUCUUCUAAAGGACCUCUUUCUUCUCAGCUUGCAGUGAUUGUUAACCAAGGGAAACUAGUUUCAGAUGAAUUCAUUUUUAAUUUAUUGUCCAGGCGUCUUGAAGCCGGGGAAGCCAAAGGGGAAUCGGGUUUCAUUCUUGAUGGGUUCCCUCGGACAAUAAGACAAGCAGAAAUUUUGGAGGGAGUAACAAACAUUGAUUUGGUAAUUAACCUGAAGCUUAGAGAAGAGGCAUUGCUUGCUAAAUGUCUUGGGAGGAGGACUUGUAGCCAAUGUGGGGGAAACUAUAAUGUUGCUUGCAUUGACAUAAAAGCUGAUGAUCAAAGCCCUGCAAUGUACAUGCCUCCCCUUCUUCCACCUGCACAUUGUGCAUCAAAACUUAUUACGCGGCCUGAUGACACUGAACAAGUUGUGAAAGAACGUCUUCGUAUAUACAGUGAGAAGAGCCGGCCGGUAGAAGAGUUUUAUCGGAGCCGAGGAAAGUUACUAGAGUUUGAUCUUCCAGGAGGAAUCCCCGAAUCUUGGACAAAACUGCUUCAAGCUUUAAAUCUUGAUGAUCAUGAAGACAAGAGAUCUGCAGCGGCUUGAUUUGGUACUGGUCAGUAGGGUGAGUGUUAUCAUUCUUUACAUUGUAAAAGGCAUAUAAUUCAGAUAUCUAUUCUUUAUACAAGAACCCUAACAUACUUCAGACUUGUAUUUACUACCUGACUUAUUGCCAUCUGGGUUUGAAGAUGCCUGGAAAUGGUUUUUCUUAGCUGAUAAUAGUACUAUUCUAGGAAGUUUGAUGUAAAUUACUGAUAUAUAAUGAGUUAUGGUUUUGUA